CUGCACUACACGUUGGCCAAACAUUCUUGAAGACUGGCCGAAAUAUUUAUGAGCGUCCGGACAGCUAGCCAAUCAAAUAACAAAUUUUUGUUCAAAACCUUCACGUUGUCCAUGCGAGGAAGGAUGCUGCUAAAUGUGAUAUUUUCUGUCAAUCUGAGUUGAAUAAAUUUCGAACGACAGUUACAAGCCUUGCGUAGAAAGAAUUGGCUUAGUGACACGUGGACUGAAAUAUUCCUACAGCAUGAGGAUACUGAGGAAGCUAUUUACACGCACAACAUGAGGAUAUUCAGGAAGCUGUUUACACCCACAACAUGAGAAUAUUCAGGAAGCUCUUAAGCGGCGCUCAAGGAGAAGAUGGUACAAACCUUCGACACCAGGUGGUUAUGGAUGAUAUGUCUACGAAGUUAGAUAGAAGAUUAAGCUUCAUUAGCGGAGAGAAACGGGGAACAUCGAAAGUGGAGUUGGUUAAGCAGGAAGGCACGAAUUUAGGACUGAUUAUCACGGGUGGAAUUGACGAAGACUCUCGACCGAAAAUAGCCAACUUCAGACCUGGAAGCAUUGCACAUAGGAGUGACGCUCUGGCAGUUGGAGACUACUUAAUCUCUGUAAACGGGAUUCGUACCAACAAUCUUUGUCAUGACGAAAUCGUAAAUCUACUGAUGAACGCUGGAGAUACGGUUACUCUAGAGGUAGAGUACGAAAACCCGAUUGCAACUGAAGAAGCUAUGUGUGUACUGCCAAAGGUUAUCCAGAUAACUUUAGAGAAAGAAAAUGGGAGUUUCGGCUUCACGCUGAGAGGUGGCGCGUGUUCUGACAGACUGAAGUCGAGACCUCUCAAGAUCACACAUGUGCGACCAGGAGGUCCUACAGAUAGAGAAGGAACGAUCAAAGCAGGAGACCGUUUAUUGGCUGCUGAGAAUAUAAACUUAGGAAAUGCUACCCUACAGGAGGCGCUAGCAGCGCUGAAAAAACUUGAUGGGAAAGUCUUGUUUACUGUAGAGUAUGACGUAUCCGUUAUGGACGCAGUGUGUAAUGCUUCUGGCCCUCUCUUGGUGGAAAUUGACAAGUCUCCAGGCACAGAACUAGGAAUAACGCUUACUCAGAUGUAUAGACCAGAAAGUCUUAUUGUCAUUGAAAGUAUAAAACAAGCAAGUAUAGCAGAAAGGUGUGGGGCGCUUCAUGCUGGGGACCAUAUACUGGCUAUUGAUGGAACAAGAAUUGACCAGAUGACAGUUGCUGAGGCUUCCCAACUUCUUAAGGCUUCUCUUAAGGAAGUCAUUAAGUUGGAAAUUUUUCCUAUUAGUCAAAUCCUCAGCCACAAAGUUCCAGAGCACAACCCUCUUAAAGCUUUUUCAGGUCCGGUAAGUGUAGGACAGUUUUGGUCAAAGCUCAACUAUAAUCGUUUAUCGUCUACUGGAAGUCGUUCACCUAUUUCGUCCAGAAAACCUCUACUUCCUCUUCUUCAGCCUUCACUACAAGGAAGGUUAGGUCGACAGUUGAGCCAAGGAAGAUAUUUACAGCAGUCUGUUCCAUCGUCUAAUGCAUGUGCAUCGUCGAGUUUAACGAGAUGGGCGCCACCUACAGGUCGACUUAGCCAUACAGAAACGACCGCUGUUACGAUUCAAGCUGACCUCCGUGGGUUUGGGUUUGCUCUGCAAGGAGUGUCUUACACAAGAGAGGUAUCUUCUUCACCAAUCAUCACGGGGAUGGAUCCUGGAGGCCCUGCUGAAAGGACUGGAGUCCUACACGUUGGAGAUCGAGUGCUGGCAGUUAAUGGUCUCUCCACUCAAGGUCGAACUGUGGAAGAAGUCACCAAAUUACUCCAGCGUUCUCGCCCAAGGAUCACCUUGGAUAUUGAGUUUGAUGUAGCCGAAGCUGUAGUACCCAGCAGUGGAACAUUCACGGUAAAACUAGCUAAGUCAGGAGGCGGCUUGGGGAUAAUGAUCACAGCUCCAAAAAAUCGACAACAAGGAGAACCUCUGAUAAUCUCGGAUAUAAAGAAAGGAAGUGUGGCCCAUCGAACAGGGACUCUUCAGCCAGGAGACAAACUGCUGGCCAUAGACUCAGUGAGGAUGGAUAACUGCACUCUGGAUGAUGCUUCUGAAAUCAUGAAAGCUUGUGAUCAGGUUGUCAAACUAAGAAUCCGUAAAGACGAAACCUUUUCUGAAGAACCAGAUGCAUCAGGAAGUGUUGUGUAUACUGUGGAAUUAGUGCGUCACGGAGGACCACUAGGCAUAACUAUCUCAGGAACGGAAGAGCCUUUCGAACCCAUUGUCAUCUCGGGGCUAACAAGUGAUGGAUUGGCUGAGAAAACCGGAGCUAUCCACGUGGGAGAUCGACUCCUAGCUAUCAACGGCCAAAGUCUAAGAGGAAAACCUUUGAGUGAGGCUAUUCUGAUGCUACAGAACUCUGGAGAUGUAGUUACUCUAAAAAUAUCCAAAACUCCAUCUCAGAAUCGAGAAGAGGAGAGCAAGAUAGAAAGGGAAGAGCAAACCCAAGAAAGGGACGCUUACAUAAACAUUGUAAGCAAGACUCUUCCAAGUGUGGACAGCGCUGUUGAAUCGUGGGGUAGUUCAGGUCUGGAGAUUUCUAUCAACAGAGCAGGAUACAACUAUGAAAACCAGGAAUGUUACAGCACAGUCACAGAGUCAUCUAUUAAACAGAGCUCCGAUUAUGAUCCUGAGCAUUGUGGAACAGGUGACAAACUUAAACAAAGGGAAUGGGAAGAUGAAGGUUGGGAACUUCAAGCCUAUAAUAACCACAACUGCCGAAAUUGCGGUAGCAGCCAUUCUGGUGGGAAAAGGACUGAUUGGUCAGAAACCAUAGAAGACCUUAAUCCAAGUAGCCAAUCAGAAUUAUUGGGAAGAGAUCAAAGUGUUGUGGGAAGUGAUCCUGGCCAUCUGGCUAGUCAACAGUCUCAGUUUUGUGGUAAACUGCAGUCAUCUUGUGAAAACAUGUUUCUCUCAGGGUCACAAACAGUGUCUGUGGAAAAUAUCUGUGUAUCCGUUAGCCAGCCAGAGCUAGUUAUUCCAGGACAAUCAGAAGACGAUGUACAGAGAUGUAGCACUUUGCCACACAUUGCUUCCAGAAGAAUCAGGGAAAAAGGACAAAACUGUGUAGAUGAUAAUGUUGUCUCUUAUCAAAGCUCCUUAGUUCUUCCUGUGCCAAUUGAAAUCCACAAGGUAACACUAUUUAAAGAUCAAGUGUAUGAAGACUUUGGUUUUAGUGUUUCUGAUGGACGCUACGAAAGGGGAGUUUAUGUCAAUAGGAUACGCCCAGCAGGACCUGCAAGCAUAAGUGGUAUUUUGAAACCAUUAGACAGGAUACUACAGGUGAACAACACCGAUACUAGUGACUUUGACUGUUGCCUAGCUGUUCCUUUGAUAGCUGCAGCGGGAGAUCGAAUAGAAAUCGUUUUGAGCAGACGAGCUUAUGAAAGCCAAAUGUCUCUAACAGGAAGUACUCAUGGGAAGGAAGGUACGCUCCAUCCCUGGAUGGAUGAGGGGGAUCGAGAAGACUGCUCAUCACCUCAGCUUCCACCAGAGGGUUCUGUACUGUUGACAAAGGCUCUUUGAUGUGAAUUCGAAUCUCAACUGAGAUGUUCUAAAAUUAUUAUGCCACUUCUUAUGAAAUGUUGCCCUCACAAUAAAACUGCCUUAAAGAAUCAUUCUCUUUGCAUGACAUUAGAUUAUCAGGAAGAUAAAAUGUUCUUCUGAAAUAUAUUUUAAGUAAAGCUAUUUAAUAAACAUAUUAAGACAUCUUGAGUUUCAAAUGUUACCUUACUGUGUUUCAUUUUGCUUUUAAAUUUGUCUGUAGAAGAGUUUGACGGAUUGUUUUGUUUGUGGUUCACCAUCUUACAAUAUGUGUUUUCUUAAACCUUUCGUAAUUAUUGUUACCGUUAAACAAAUGUUGCGAAAUAUAGCAUUCCAAUUUUUAAAAACUU
Messenger RNA from Limulus polyphemus (Atlantic horseshoe crab), 3943 nucleotides. RefSeq names its product glutamate receptor-interacting protein 1-like. The coding region runs from base 312 to 3575 and encodes 1087 amino acids. Gene Ontology annotation, biological process: neurotransmitter receptor transport, endosome to postsynaptic membrane. Gene Ontology annotation, molecular function: protein binding. Lineage: Eukaryota; Metazoa; Arthropoda; Merostomata; Xiphosura; Limulidae. The transcript is spliced from 19 exons. The record is from RefSeq and is a predicted model, not a curated record.